UUGCAAGAUAGAUUGCUAUAAGCAGCCUUGGGCCUAACCCAAGUGGACUUAAUCCAAGCAUUAUGGCCUCGGGUUUUUUUCUUCUCUUCUUCCUUGUAUCAUUCUGUUCUCUUUCUUCAUCUUCUUUUGCAAUAACUGAUGUUGAGGCUGCUUCCAUUGCUCGUCGCCAGCUUUUGGGUGACAAAGGCGAGUAUGAUAUGACCAUUAACAUGGCAUUCGCGAAUUCCAGGUUGAAAAAAGCUUAUGUUGCUCUUCAGGCAUGGAAGAAAGCUAUUUACUCCGACCCAACAAACUUCACGGCUAACUGGGAAGGUCCUAAUGUUUGUGCCUAUAAUGGUGUCUUUUGUGACAAUGCUCUCGACAAUCCCAAUAUCUCUGUUGUUGCUGGCAUUGAUCUUAACCAUGCAGACAUAGCUGGACACCUCCCUGUCGAGCUUGGCCUUUUAUCUGAUGUUAGUCUUAUCCACAUUAACUCUAAUCGGUUUUGUGGAAUCAUUCCUAAGAGCAUUAAAAAUCUUACGCUUUUAGAUGAGAUUGAUUUCAGCAACAAUCGUUUUGUGGGGCCAUUCCCAGAAGUUGUGCUGGAAUUGCCUAAGCUUAAAUAUCUUGAUCUUAGGUACAACAAUUUUGAAGGUUCAGUGCCUUCUGCACUAUUUGAGAAGAAUCUUGAUGCCAUAUUUCUUAACAAUAACCGAUUCCAUUCUACCAUCCCUGAAAAUUUGGGUAAUUCUAAUGCUUCAGUGGUGGUAUUGGCGAAUAACAAAUUCUUUGGUUGCAUUCCAAGCAGCAUUGGCAAAAUGAGUAGCACAAUAGAUGAGCUUGUUUUCACAAACAAUGAUCUCUCUGGUUGUUUACCUGAAGAAAUUACCAAGCUGACGAGCCUAACGACGUUCGACAUUAGCGGAAACAAGUUCGUUGGAUCCUUACCAAAGGAUUUGAAGUACAUGCAGCAAGUUGAAGUCUUUGACAUUGCAUCCAACAAGUUCAUGGGAAAUGUUCCAGAAAACCUUUGUACCUUGCCCAACUUGGCCAAUUUGACAUUCUCCAACAACUAUUUUGAGAGCUUGGACCAAAAAUGUACGCCGUCGCGCUCCCAUGAUCUUGAAAUUGAAGGCAAAGAAAAUUGUUUGCAGGAACAACCAGAUCAAAAGACAGAGAAGGAAUGUUUACCAGUUUUGAGCAACCCUGUUGAUUGUAGUAAAGGUCAUUGUGGAUUUUCUCCACAAGGGCAGAGUCCAAAGGAUCCACCUAAAGAAAACACCCCUUCAACCCCCAAAAAGUCUCCACCAAAACCUACGAGUCCAAAACCAAAGCCACCUCAUGUAUCUACUCCAACCCUAUCGCCACCACCGACUCCCAGAUCACCUCCACCAAAAACCACCAUUCCACCCCCGGUCACAUCUCCACCACCGCCAGUUGCCUCACCUCCCCCACCACCAAAUUAUUUACCCCCAUCCCCACCUCCAGUUGCCUCACCUCCCCCACCACCAAAUACUUUACCACCACCAUCACCGCCACCACCUCUAGUCCAAUCUCCACCACCACCGGUGGCAUCACCUCCACCUCCAGUCCACUCACCACCACCACCACUGGCUUCACCUCCAUCCCCAGUGGCUUCACCACCACCUCCAGCUCGAUCUCCACCACCACCAGUGGCCUCACCUCCACCUCCCGUCCACUCACCACCGCCUCCAGUGGCGUCACCUCCACCUCCCGUCCACUCACCACCACCACCAACAAUGGCUUCACCUCCACCUCCCGUUCACUCACCACCGCCACCAGUGGCCUCACCUCCACCUCCACCUCCCGUUCACUCACCACCGCCUCCGGUAGCGUCACCUCCACCUCCCGUUCACUCACCACCGCCUCCGGUAGCGUCACCUCCACCGCCACUUAUCCACUCACCACCCCCACCUGUAGCCUUACCUCCACCUCCACCCACUUUUGAGGAUGUUGCUCUUCCUCCAUCAUUGGGCUCGCUAUACGCAUCACCACCGCCACCAAUUUUCCAAGGUUAUUAAGGGGUUCCACCAUUCUUAUUUUCAGUGGCACGAUAACUAGUUCGAAGAAUGUGUACAAAUCGAUCUGUGUAACAUAUAUAAUCGUUGAAAAGUUGGUUUACAUUGUCAAUUUUAACGAUUCAUUGAGCUUUGUCAUUGCACCCUAAUGGACUGUACACAGAAAGAUAUAGGAAAUUUUUUCUUGGAUGUGUUGAUUGAACAUAACAUUAUGCAAUUUCAACAUACUUUUGUCUACUUUUA
Molecule: messenger RNA, 2261 nt
Organism: Nicotiana tabacum (common tobacco)
Lineage: Eukaryota; Viridiplantae; Streptophyta; Magnoliopsida; Solanales; Solanaceae
Product: leucine-rich repeat extensin-like protein 7
Molecular function (GO): protein binding
Source: RefSeq, a predicted model, not a curated record